AUGUCUUUCGGGCGAUCGGCCUUCUCUGACAACCUCCUCAAGAGAAAGCGCGGUACGCCACCAAAAGAAAUCGAUUUGGACGAAGCAAUUGAUGAAGUUGAGACAUGGCAACGUCUCACCUUCGACCCUCUAUGGUUCGAAACUGUGAAAGCCCAAGCCAAACAAUUCGACGCCAUUCUACAAGAGACUGCAAAGGAUAAACUGACAUCAACGGCCAUUUCAGUUCGCAACCCUCUAAGAAACCUCGCUUCCAGCAAUGUCUUCUUGCCUGCUCAUCAACUAGAAUCCGCCGAAAAGGCCAGGGCCGCGUACAGCACGGUCGAAUUGAUUAAGGUAGACGACAAAUGGCGCCUCCGCGACAGCACCCGAAAUCUACACAAAAACUUUGUUCGCGAAUUGGCUGUGAAGCUCAACAGCGCCAAUCCAGCAACUUUUGGUCUUUUGACCUGUCUUGGUGCAGCCCAACACCAACCUAGCCUCGCAUUUAGCAUCAUUUUUCGCAUGCCCGAUAACAUGGCUGCACCAGAAACACUGCGUGCAAAGUUACCGUCUACCACCCCAUCUCACUCUCUCUCAGACAGGUUUCGCCUCGCGAUCCAGCUAGCGCGCGCUGUCUUCCACUUCCACACCUUCGACAUGGUGCAUAAAAGUAUCCGACCGGAGAACAUCCUUCUCUUCCGCGACUCCGAAUCUACGCUGGGUUCAGCGUUUCUCCUCGGAUUUGAAAGAGUCCGUCGUGAUGAAGACGAUACGCGACUAAGUGGCGACGAAGACUGGGCAAGGAAUCUCUGCCGUCACCCUCAACGACAAGGACCCAGACUUCAAGAGCGCUACAUCAUGCCACACGACAUAUACAGCCUGGGGGUUUGCUUGCUAGAAAUUGGACUCUGGAGCUCCUUUGUAGAUUACACGCCAAGUAGGACACCAAUUUGACCCAAACACUCUGAUCUUUUCGAAGCUAGUGCCACACCAGGGGACUCUACAGAAUCGAUCAAAUCCGGGCUUUUGACAUUGGCGUUGCAUGAACUACCUAGGAAGAUGGGGACCAAAUUUGCCAAAGUUGUCGAGUCUUGCCUCACAUGCUUGGACAUUGGAAAUGAGGAUUUUGGCGACGAAGUGCAGCUACAAGAAGAGGGUACGAAUGUUGCUAUUCGAUGUAUCGAGAAGGUGUUACUUCAACUAAGUGAGAUAUCAGUCUGACGAUACUCGGUCUUCACGCUUACUUCGUGUUCCAACUCUGUCUGCAUCGUCAGACCAAUGUUUUCCUUGCUCUCUUUGUUUUGUUUCUCGUCUCAGUCUCAAAGUAAUCACAACAACUAUGCCAAAUCAUGCCUUCGUCUAACAUACCCCGCCUACCCUAAAAUUCCAUGUCGCGAAGACACGCCAACAGUGUUUCUCUACUAGCAUCAAACAAAGUUGGAAAGUUCUACUGUUACGCUCUUGUAUGAUGGACAUGAAUCUUGCGAUAUUAUUGUCAUUCCCACUAAAUCCACAAUCAAGGAUAUGUAUACCACUGUGGUAAACAGAACGUCUUUUGUAUGUGUCGGAUCUCAUUGGUCGUGAUGG
Messenger RNA from Periconia digitata, 1566 nucleotides. The record is from the annotation of a GenBank genome assembly. Lineage: Eukaryota; Fungi; Ascomycota; Dothideomycetes; Pleosporales; Periconiaceae.